Molecule: messenger RNA, 1677 nt
Organism: Impatiens glandulifera
Lineage: Eukaryota; Viridiplantae; Streptophyta; Magnoliopsida; Ericales; Balsaminaceae
Exons: 5
Coding region: 1-1677 (558 amino acids)
Biological process (GO): proteolysis
Molecular function (GO): cysteine-type peptidase activity
Source: RefSeq, a predicted model, not a curated record
AUGGAUCUUUUGGAGAGGGUUUACAAUACCCAGUUCAGAUCAUUAUUCACAGCCCCAGUCUUGUACUUCCCAGGAACAAUAGUACAUCAUAUGAUGAUGAGGAGGGUAUGCUCAAACUCCAAGGAGAUAACUUUCAUGGUGAAUGGGCAUGAACUUAUAUUUGGGAAGUUAAUCAAAGAUGAUUUUGAUGAAGAUGAAAGUGAACAUGAAGAAUGUACUCCCAAACCUGCCCCCAGGAAGAGAAAGGGUGAAGCUACUCUCAAAGAAGCAGUCAACUUGAAGAGGAAGCUUGCUUAUGAAUCGAGUUCGGCCCACAUUUCUAGUCCCCCCAUCGUGACGUCAAGUCCUCGGGCUCCAACACCUUCUGUGAAGGAUUCUAUGGAUGUGAAGGUCGAAGAAAAGGAGAAGAGCAAGGUUGACCAGAAGGAGGAGAAGACUGAGGUGGCUGAUGUGAAGGUGGUUGUGGAGGAUGAUGAGAAGAUGAAUGCUGUGAAGGUGGAUGAUGUGAAGGAUGUUGUGAAGGUUGAUGUUGUGGAGGAUGAUGUAAAGUUGUAUGUUAUGGAGGAUGAUGUAAAGGUGGAUGAUGUGAAGAUGGAUAAUGUGGAUGAUCUGAAAGUGAAGGUGAAAGAUGAGGAGAGUGUGGAUGUGAAAGUGAAGGAUGUGAUGAUACAACAAGGAAUUGAGAAUAAUAAGAAGAAGAAGGUUGAAGAUGACAAUGACGAUUUCAAGUUAUACAAUACUCCUCCUAAAGGAAAAUUUGGGAGGAGAGUGAGGAAGCCGAAAACAGAUGACUCGUACACCAACCUUUCUUUGUUAAAACUACCAAUGAAAAAUGAUCCAAUGAAAGUCAAUCCCCUUCAAAAAUUUGAAGAUGAACUGCUGGAUAAAGUAAAAGAGUGGUUGAAUGAUCCAAAAACCAAUGAUGUGAAAAAGGAUGUAGUGACUUACAAAGUAGGGAAGGAUAUGUUUGUUAAAGUUCAAACAAGGUUGACAUGGCUUGAAGACACUGAAAUUGAUGCAUUCUGCCACUUAUUGCAAAAAAGGAUUGCAGAAUAUCCCAAGACAUAUAAAAAUUCUAAAGUCGCAAUAGGGGAUUGCGUAUUGGCAGAUAGACUAAGGCGAGAGCACAUGACUUUUAGUAAGGAUCGUACAAAUUAUCCAGUCGAAGAAUUUAAAGAUUAUUAUAUGGGUGUAGAGCAUAGAUAUAUGCCUGAAUGGUCAACAAUCGACGAUAUAUACGUGCCCGUGAACAUAAGCCAGAAGCAUUGCAUUUUGUGUGUAGCACGUCUUCAAAAGAAUCGCAUUGACGUGUAUGACUGCGAUGCUUAUAUUAAUAAGAAUCUGGAUCCUUAUUUGAAAUUGUGUGAGAUGAUUCCAAAUGUAUUUAUAAAGACAGUCACUAAAGGUGAGAUGAAAAGGUAUCAUCACUUCAACUUCCAAGCCCCCAUCCAAGCCAUGACAUACAAACGAGUUCCACACCCGAAAGUCAAAACCGCAACAGCUAAGGUAAGGGAAGUCCCAAGAGCAACCGAGAGAGGGGACUGUGGUGUAUUCACGCUCAUGUAUAUGGAAUACUUGACUGCUAACCAAGGCUUACAUAAUGUGACCUCAGAAAACAUGGAGUUUUGGAGGCAGAAGAUGGCGGUCAGAUUAUUCCAUCAAAUUAUCGAACCUUAG